Molecule: messenger RNA, 514 nt
Organism: Cantharellus anzutake
Lineage: Eukaryota; Fungi; Basidiomycota; Agaricomycetes; Cantharellales; Hydnaceae
Exons: 1
Coding region: 11-283 (90 amino acids)
Source: RefSeq, a predicted model, not a curated record
UCUGAUCUCCAUGCCUACAGGGGCCUGGAGCCUUUCCGUGCACCGUAGGUCCCUAAAACUGUUGAGGGAGACCAGUCUCACAUGCAUAUGGGUCAUGAGGCUCUUAUUCAGACGAGCCGGACUCUAUCAUGAUCUGUAUCUGAAGAUCGGGGAUCAUGUUGUCUCACCCUCUACGGUCUCCUGUGCUCAGUAUUCGGUUGUAUCGUAUGGGCCGCAUGUUUGCUUUUCUUGUAGACCCUGCCGGUCUAGAUUUACGUCGAGAUGCUUGGAGUCUAGGCUCUAGCUCUUCGGCUCACCCUUGCAGCCAGGAGCGCAAGCACAGUAUUUUCGUGUCCCUAGAGCUGGGGGGGCUCUUAUGCAUAUAAUUCCAGACGCCCCCCUCCUGCUUUUGAGCGAUAACCUUCCUAUUGGGUAUUUCGCGGUCCAGCCCCCUGGAUUGGAUGUAUCCAAAAGACCGCUUGACCCAGAGCAAACUUUAGCCAUCGCUGCCAUCGAAUUAGGGCCCGUAGGCGUC